Porites evermanni is the source of this 7938-nucleotide messenger RNA. Lineage: Eukaryota; Metazoa; Cnidaria; Anthozoa; Scleractinia; Poritidae. The record is from the annotation of a GenBank genome assembly.
AUGCUAAAAGAAGCAGGCUGCAGACAGGAUUUGGUGGCGGUAUUUGGUGAUUUGAUUGGUGUAUCUCAUAGUGAGUGACAUCUAUUAACGCAUUUUAGCAGUGCUGACACCAAUUAAGACAUUUGAAUCUUGCGUUCAAGAUCACCACAAAAUGCUUGUAUUUACUUUUGACGCGCGUUUAAAACACUAUAUAGCUCUAAACAUAUUUUAGCUGAGCGGGUUUACGUACUAGUCAGCUUUUGGCGGUUAACCACUCUACGAAGUGACAAGUAGGAUUAACCGAGCGCCUUCUUAGAAAUUGUAAAAAGGCUGAAAAGGUAGGCCGUUCCACGAUAUUUCAUAGUACAUAAACCUCCUAACAUGUUUUCACAUGAAUGAAUUCUUUAAUUUUAUGAUAGGUUCAUGUACAGAAAAUUCCAAAUCUUUCAUAGUUAAGUGUGAACUUCACUUAUGUUAAUUUUCCUUAUCUAGAGUUUACUACCCAUUAACUAACAUACAUGUAUUAUUGUUCAUAGUCGUCAAUUUCGUUUCUGAUAUGAGUCAGUAUACACGUAAGGUAAAUUACUUGGAAAAUUCACAUGGAUUCUGUGAUCAAUUGCGGUUUAAGAGAAGGAAAAAGAUAGAAAAAGCAUUGUUUUUAAAUAAGUAUAAUAAUAAAGGCUAGUGAUUAGAAUGAUUGAAAAUGAGCAUUGUAAGUUCAGUAUUUAGUCCGUACAUAUAUCAAGCAGCGGUUUUUGUUCCUCGAUCUGUUUGUUUUAAUAUUAUUCUCACAGAUAGCUUCAAUUUGUACCUGGAGUAGAGAUGCGACUCGGUGAGAUACAGCUUCUGCAAAGAAACAAAUACUGCAAAAAACAGUGUGUUUUGUUUCUCAAGCCACUCAGUUAUAUUGCUCAGUUUGUUUCAUUCUAACGGAAUCUUACUUCUGACUUCGUGAUUUAAAGAGCAACUACUACAUUGCAAUAAAAUUGAAAUUGCGUUUCACUUGUUUCAGUUUAUUCCUCUGAUAUUCAGGCUUCCGAGUACAGUUCAAGUGAUGGCGCUGGUUUGAACACAAGGCAUGUUUAGGGCGAUUUGUAUAUCGCCACUUUUCACAGAUUCACAGAUUCACUUAAACAAGCGUAAAACAAGGAUAUUUUAGGUCAACCCCAUUUGAAAAGAUUGCAUGGUUUAUUUUUUAACCGAACCUGUGUCGUAACAAUGAUCAAGAUUCGUUUUGGAACUAAUUCUGAACUUAUUUUAUUCGCCACUGGCCUCGUGAAGCCAAUAGGGGGAGUUUUCUCGACUAAAUCGAUGCAAAAUCUGCCGAGAAUUUAAAGGCAAGAUACAUUAGCACUGUCAAACGAAAAUCUGUAGGAAUCAGUAAGGUUAAAAUUUAAAUUCAGAUAAAAUCGUGAAAACUUAAAAGAGCGGGAAGCCUUUUUGUCCCUCCAAUAUGGUUACACGACGUUCAUUUCAGUCCAUGCCUCUUCAGAGAAAAGUCUGGUCUGGGUUGGUAGUUGUUGUGGGAGCCCAAAAUCCAUAGAAAAUGAAUUACUGCUGGUUAUGACGGGUGUGAUGUGGUUAUCAGGAACACGAACCAUUCAAUGGCAAGAAUUAGCUCUAGUAAUGUGUUCUCAGACAGUUUGUUGGACUGCUAGAUGUCAGUUUUCUUCAAACAGUGGAGCAGGUCAUUUUUUAUAUCAAUCACUAAAUCGUCUCUUUACAAAAAGUUUGUUAAAAGCUUACUGUCUUUUAUAGAUCGGAUACGAAUUGGUAAACGGUUUGUCACCAUGCAUUAAGACUUUCUUGUGCUGUUGCUGUCGAUUUUUUCAUGCAGAAUAUCUAGAUUUGUUUCUUUAAAUUCAACUUUUUAUGAGGAUUAUUUCAGUAAAAAUUCGUCCUCCGGAAAGUGUAAUUUUAUCCUCUUUAUUGGCAAGGUUUGAUUUGAAGAACCUAAUGCAAGGGUGUUUCGUGAAAAUUGGUUUUAGGUCGGGCUCGUACAUAUCAGAUUUUGUUUCCAUGUAGUGCGAUGGUAGUAUGUUCCAUAAAGCGAGUUCCUUUAGAUAUCACUUGUUGUGAGUAUUACGUAUGCUCUGUAGACUGUACUUUUUGGUUAUAAUCUAUAGGAAAACUGUCCCGCCCAAGAAAGUGAACAAACACCGUUGCAUUUGUACCAAACACUUUUACCUUCAUUAAACACCCCGGCCACAAUUAUUUUGUUUUCGCGCCGCCGGACUGCGUCCAAUUUUACUAUGUCAGAAUUCUCAUUUUCUCGUGUGAAUCAAAAGGUAAAUUUGAAUCAGUAGUUAAACUAUGACAUUGCUUAUGGUAGUUGUAGUUGUAGCAAGAAUUAACGACGCUGUUAUGAACAUGACCUGUUUACGUCAAUCUGCAUUCAAACCAGAAUAUUUAAUACCUAUAAUAAACAGAACCAAUAUCAUGGAUUUCAUUUAUCAGUCCGCUUCAGGUUAUUUCGGUAACAAAAUCAAAUCGGGAAUGUGCCUCCAGGCUGAAAUACAAACCGGUAGCCUUAAUUUCCAGCGUUUAUUUAUAUCAGCCAUCGAAUCGACUUUUCUAAUUGGUAUUGCUAUAGAUAAUGUGACGCUCCACAGCAUUUCAGAAAAGUGAUACCGGCAAAUUAAAAGUUGAAAGUGAGGGAAAAUUUGGGUCGGACUGAUGCUUUUUACUUAUAGUUCCCCAUAUCUCUAUUUUUCUUUACACCCGAAAAGGUAAUUGAAUAUUCGAAGGCGACAGCGAGAUUUCUAUCGGCAGAGAGACGAAAGGCGAUUUUCCGAGAUUCAAUUAUCGGCAAAAGUUGACUCAGCCUUUGGGAUUGGAGUUUGUCAGACUCAUAAUUUUGGUCUUUAAUUUACGUUACCAGGAAAAAAUGGCCAAUCUAGGCUCUUAACUAAUAGGGUAUUCUGUCUCCAAUGAGCAGAGAGGACGAAGUCAGCAAAGGCGACGUUUAAAAUGCUUUGGUGUAUCUACAUUUCAUGUAAGUACCUUAGAUUAAACUUCUCUCUUCUACAAUAUGGAUUAAAGGGUUAAAUAACAGUACUUGAGUGCUACCCUUCUUCGGUAUGGUAACUUAAAGAACACAUUAACCAGAUACUUAACAUGAUCAUGUUGUAAAAAGAAGACCCAAGAAACAAAUAGCGGCCACCCGUAGGAUGUCAUUUAUGCUUAAAAGGCAUUAUCGUCUCUUGUCAUAGUUUUCAGUAAACGAAAACCUCUGUGAUUACGAUUUUCCACAACUGUUAAUGGCUCGAUGUCUCGCUCUUGACGAUCACUGCCAGGGCAGAAAUCUGCGUUUACGAACUAAUUUAUUAGACAUAAUCGUUGUUAUGAUAUAAACUACUGAAACACUGGUUUCGUUGCAACAAUAUGACCAUGCACCGUAAAGAGUUACUCUGAGCAAACAUGCUAAGAAAAGUUGCAAAAUCUCUAGAACCUGAGGGAAUGCAGAGGAGCUCGUAAUAAUGUACGCUGGAGCACUUUGAAUUUGCAAUUCUGAUUCAAAUAAAUCCAUUGGGUCUCAACUUUAAUGGUUUAAUUACGAUCGAGUGAAUAUAAAGAACCAAACCCCUUGAGACGCCUCAGUCUGUAACAGACCCAUGCAGUGAAACCCUAAAAAUUUCGCUUCCCCGAUGCCCGGCGAAUCUUUUGUAUCUACCCAGCUGAUUUUUUGUGUUCCCGGUCACUUUCUGUUUAUCACUUCUUCAAGACCAGUGUAUUUCGUUGUUCAUAUUUGUUUGAAAGGAGCAAAAAUAUAAGACAUUAUUAACAGAGGAGGCUACAGGUAAUCAAUCUCGCAUAAAAAACAUGUAAACAGUUUAGUUCUUCUCGCUACAGCAAACGUAAAAGGUGUUCCAAGCUUUAAUGUUGGUAAAAAUGUAAGGCCUACCAUCCCUUUCCGCUUUUAUAGGAAGUAUACAACUAAGAAGAAAAACCCAGUGGAAAAUAAACCAACCCAAUGACAUUUUCUCCUAGAACCCAGUGAGAAGAUAUACAUUCCACUAGUUCUGUUACAGAGGGGUGUUUUAGUUUAGGUUACAUGAGGUUAUAACACCAUCCAGGCAAGCGUUUGGACCUGGAGCUAUCUCGAACUUGCGGCAACCGGAAUCUUUGCAUAGGAUAAUAAACGGUUGAUAACGUGCGACUCAUACAGUCUACAAUAGUAAGAUGAGUACAAUUUACCAGAAGUUUUGGGUACGAAGAUAUUCAGUUGGAUUAUAGCACUGGUCAUGCCAAGCGAACCCCGCCCAGACCAACACUGAGGGUCUUUGAGGAUAAAGUGCUCCAUUUGUAACGUCAUCUGCAAACGGUUAGCCUGUCUAUUCUUCUUGGAUAAAGACAAAAGCCGUGUAGGUCCCGUCUUACAGCCCCCUUUCUUAUGAAAUUCUGUAGGACGUUAAAGGACCCACGCACUGCUCGUAAGGAGUAGGGAUGUAGUCCCCUGUGUGGUAGUCUAUCUCAAAUUCACUUUUACAUCAAGGGGGGUUCGUAUAAUCAUAACUAAAUUAAUUUAAACUGUUCCCUGAGCUGUCUGGCUUAAGUACCCCAUCCAGUGUUGCUGCUUAUUACGAUUUACUAAGCGAGCCUUUAAAAAUUUACUCAGAGAUAUCAGAAACGACUAAAGAUAACUUGAUCAUCUCAUUGCAGUAUUUGCUUCUGCAACCAAAGCAUUAGACUGCGCCCUGUUUGACCCGAAAUGCAAAAAGUCCGAUCCUACAGCACCCACAAACUCUUCGUGCUACACACUUCAGCAGUGUGUUCACUUCCCUGGAGUCAAGCCGGCAUGCUGUGCAUUGUUCAAGCGAAAUCAAAGGGGACUUGGACCGAGUGUUGUGAUGCAAGAUUGCGCGCAGAAGAGUAGCUUCGAGUGUGGAUCAUUAAUGUGUAUUGCGCAUGCACGAAAAAGAAACUCUCCCAAACAAGCGGCCAAAGAGUACUUCUGCUGUUGUACUGAGGACAGAUGUAACGGCCUCUUGGUACUAUUUGUUGAGGAAGAGAAGGGGAAAAGCGGUAGGAAUUAAUUCCAAUUCUCGAUUGGACUAGGAAUGACUAGCAAAUUUAUUGGCAGUUGUUCAAAAGAUGGAUCACGCUAUCCGCUGGAUAAAUUUCUCUCUAAUAAAUAACACAGUUGUUCCCUAACUUCAGGUUAAAACAGCCGGGGAAGUUGGAAAAUUCUAGACUUAUGAGAUACCGAUUAUCUAUUCAUUAAACAUGGACUUGUGCUAGUUGACUCAGGAAACCUAGGGCCAGCUGUGGUACCAAGGUUUGAAACGUGCGGAAAGAGAGUCAGAACAAGAAGAGCGCAAGGUUUCCGCUUCACCGUUAACCGUUAUUUUUUCUGUUUUCUCAACGCGCGCUUCGUCGGGUUAUUUAGCGUGUAGUUUCCUCCGGACCAAGUUAGCUUUCCCUUUUCAGCUCUGACUCUCUUUCCAGGUCUGUUCACUGUGUCCCUGAUGAGUAUGACUUAACUUUUAAAUUACUAUCAGUUUAUCUUCCUGUUUACGUUAGUGAGCUCACUACAACUUAAUAACAGUGUACCAUAGCUAUUUUUCCUAAUUUAGUUUUUGUAUCGUUGAUAAAUGAGUGUUUACCACUUACUUACAAGUAAUGCUACACAUUUAUAUUUAAAAAAAUCGUAUUUUUGGCUAUUUUUCCCACAGCUACAUGUAGUUUACGCUCAAUGAACUACUGGUGUGGUUAUUGUGUAGUUACUGAACUAACGAAAAAGCUAUCCGCUGGAUACUGAUUUAUCCAAUGGAUAGCCCAAUCCAUCGUUUGAACAGCCGAGGCCUAAUUGACUAAACCUCUCUGAGACUUCAAUAAAAUUUAAGACCUAUAGCGAUACCUUAAAUCGGAUACUCAAGCGACCGAGUUUAACAGCAGAUCAGAAUCGUUCAGUGUAUGAGAAAAUAUCAAAACAGACCACAAUUAAGGUAGCUGAAUAAUUGUACCAUAGCUCUUUCGAUUUCUUUUUGUCUUUCUGUCACCUUUCUUUAGAAAUUGAAGAGUCGAUCAGAAAGUUAAGGUUACUGAUUUGGGCCCAGAUUGUUGCCGGUACGAUUUUUAGUUCCCUCAUCGCCAUUGCGUAUAUGCUGCACAAAGUGAGCUCUAAUAGAAGACGGCGCCCAUUGACUCAAGUUGUCUGCAACAGAGGUUUGUCGUUUUUGUCACCGAUGUACUAUUUUGGUAAAUCUAGAUUUUUAUAGAGACAGGUAAAAGAGAAAGGUAGAUUUCUUUGCCAAGUUUUCCAAGGCCACAAUCAUAGGUUACCAAGAGACCAUUAGGACAGAGAAGGGAAUCUUAGGGCGUUGGCCGGGAUAUGUGAAUUUUACAAAAGCUAUUUUUAGAGGUUGGAAUUAAACGGAGGUGUCGCUGACACAUUUAAACCAAACCCUGAAAUCAAGUCCUUAAUGCAAAAAAAUGCAGAAUAUUAUUUUGUGAUGGCGACUGUUGAAUUCUCUCUUGGCAACGCUUGAUGAAAGUUUGCGGACCUCUCAGGCGACCAACUUCCGAUUAAUCCAAGCAAUUAAUGGUCUAAAAAUGACGUUGGUGAAAUUCGCAUAUCCCGGUCCCAGUAUUCUCUCUUGAGGUUACCUCUGGUGCCUGGUAAACUACAAACAGGGCAUAAAUUAUAUGUUUUUAUGGUAACUUGCGCAAAUCGCCAUUCGACUUAAGUCCAGAAAUAUGAUCAAGAGUCUUUGGGGAUGUGGGUAAGGAACUACGUCUCACGGUCGUUUUUAGUCAGAAAGUACUACAAUUUACUUUUCUCAUUCUAUAGGAGUCGUCUAUAACAGCAGUUAAUAAUGGAUGGGACUGAGUGGAAUCCAAUAAAGGUUGUAAUCAUACGAGUAAUUAAUGCUACGUGGUCAUCCCAUUUGUUUCAUUGCGAGUAUGAUUACCGACCGAAUUGGCCGACACGAAGUUCUGUCAUUGAUUAAUAAUAGCUAUAAACAAAUUUGUGAUAUUUAAGGCUUUUUAUGAAAUUAAAACACAACAAAUUCCAGGGGUAUUUGCUAGCAGUGAAAAAAAGGCAUUCAAGUGCGCACGUGCGAUGGCCCGUACUCCAGUUACAUAGGCACGACGCGUACUGACCUAUUACACUGUCCUAUUAGCGCUGAAAUCAGGAUAGUUUUGAGUAAAUAAAGUUACCAAUAGGUCAGAUUUGCAACUAUCAGCCAAAAUUUUUCAUUUAGAAUUUUAUGUCCACCAAUAAAUAAAGAGUUCCUAUGUUACUUUUUCAAUCAGUUCCAUCACGAAAAUUAGACCAGAAGGCAUAACAACGACUCCUGGAUUGUAAAAUGGCCUCCUGAAGAGGCCAUUUUAGAAACAAACAAUAGAAGCAACACCUCCACCCCCCAAGCCCUCAAAAAGAAGAAUAUGAGGAGCUAUAAGUUUUAAUAGCAGAGGUUGGCGGAACGAUGCGGAUUUUUACAACAGCUUUUCUUCAGCAGCCCAUGGUGGAAGCCAAACCAAAAUUGUGCUUAUUUUCUUAUUUAUUAACUUAUUAACUUAUUGAUUUAUUAUUUUUUUAAGGUGCUCAUCGAUACUCAAACAUGCCUCAAUGGACAAGAAAAGACUUCCAACUGAUCACCUGCCUCGUUCGAAGCAAGUUUGGUGAAGUAUGGCAAGCCAGGCCGCAUGGCUCUAAUCAGAUAGUCCGCAUCCGAUUGACAGCAGGCUCGGAUGACGUCUAUCUCUACGACAGUCACUUAAUGAGCAAAAAUACCAACCUUUAAAUUCACGACAGCUCUUUAAAUGCGGCGUGAACUUGUAUAAAACCCUAAAUCGAAUUAAACUUGAGGGGGUCAUGUCACCGGUAGGGUAGUGCUGUUUUAGGUCAAUUGUGUGCUGUCGUUAUUACGUAGUGCUAUACACAAAAUGCUCUUGUAGCGUUGUGAAGAAGAUAAAAGGCAAAUUAAUAAUGAUGAAUUUCCACCAUUACCA